Messenger RNA from Brassica oleracea var. oleracea, 1243 nucleotides. Its product is annotated as GDSL esterase/lipase 1-like. NCBI's taxonomy places the organism in Eukaryota, Viridiplantae, Streptophyta, Magnoliopsida, Brassicales, Brassicaceae. The transcript has 5 exons. Bases 46 to 1170 code for a protein of 374 amino acids. The record is from RefSeq and is a predicted model, not a curated record. Gene Ontology annotation, molecular function: hydrolase activity, acting on ester bonds.
GGCACACACAUCUUAUAUAAAAAAACAUCUUAAAGUACCAUUCAUAUGGCAAACAAUGUGCGAUUAUGUUCGAUAUUAUUACUCUUUUCGACUAUAAUUUCAUCGAUCAAUUUAAUAAGCUGCGAGAAAAGUUUGAUAACAAACCAAUCAGCAUUGUUCGUGUUCGGAGACUCCGUAUUCGACGUUGGAAACAAUAACUACAUCAACACACGCCGAACUGCUCAGGCUAAUGUUUGGCCGUAUGGCCAAACCACGUUCAAGUUCCCGACCGGAAGAAAUUCUGACGGCCGUUUGAUUCCAGAUUUUAUCGCGGAAUACGCUUGGUUACCAUUGAUACCACCUUAUCUACAGCCGGGAAAUGGUGUCAAUCAGUUUACCUACGGCGUUAAUUUCGCUUCUGCCGGCGCCGGAGCUUUGGUUGAAACAUAUCAACCACAGAAUGUGAUACCUUUGGGAAGCCAAUUAAACAACUUCAAAAAUGUGGAGAAGAUGUUGAAAGAUAAACUAGGAGAUGCAGAGACCAAGAGGAUAAUCUCAAGAGCUGUUUAUAUCAUUCAGAUUGGUCCUAACGACUAUUUUUAUCCCUUCUCCAUUAACGCCUCUCAUUUUGAAUCCAAUAGCAAAGACAAAUUCGUGGAUAAUGUUAUCGGUAACACCACGACUGUGAUCGAGGGAAUUUAUAAACUGGGAGGAAGGAAGUUUGGGCUCAUGAACAUGGGUCGACUCGACUGUGUUCCGGGACUGCUAACCAUGGAUCCAAAUAGAAUAGGAUCAUGUUUUGAACCCAUCACUGAGUUGAUAAAACUUCAUAACCUAAGGAUUCCGAAUAUCUUGAGAGAUCUACAGCGUCGAUUGCCCGGUUUCAAAUACUCGCUCUUCGACUCUUACACUGCUGGAACCGAAGCUAUGGAGAAUCCCACAAAAUACGGGUUUAAGGAAGUGAAGAAGGCUUGUUGUGGAAGUGGACCGUUCAGGGGGAGCAGUACGUGUGGGUACCGAGCAGGAACGUCACGUGAUUUCGAGUUAUGCGAAAAUGUUAGUGACUACAUGUUCUUCGAUGGCUCACACACGUCUGAGAAGGCUAAUCAACAGACCGCUGAGCUGAUGUGGGACGGUCCGUCUGAUCUUGUUGGUCCCUACACUCUCAAGACCUUGUUUCAAAACUUGUAAAUUAAUUGAAAGAUUGAUCGAUGAAUCCAGAACAUAUGUGUUCCGAAGGAUGAUAAAUUUGAUGGUUGUAUGA